ACAGUUAUGUGUUCCUGUCAGACCUUUGCUGCCCCACGAGGAAACCCAGUGUGUAUGUCUGCUUGUUGGGUUAAUUGAUGUAAAAUUAGGUUGGGUAUCUGCAAAAUACUUGGUGUUUAGCAGGAAAGAAUGGAGAAGAGUUUUUUAUUCAGUAAAGGGAGAAAUAGUAAUAUGUGACUCUACGGUCAAAACAUUUACACGUUUCUGUUCUAAUUUUCAGCUCAUCCAGGUCAUGUUGGAAGACAGAAUUACUAAAACUUCUGUUAAAUUGGAUCUUCCAAUUGGAAAGGAAGCACUUAUUACUCUAAAAGAUGGACAGAAAUUCAUUAUUUGUGCCUCUGAUGCACAGCAAAUCUCCAUGGAAGACCAGUCUGACUUGUGAAAAUUAUUUAUGAGGAUAGACCAUACUUACUUUUUGAUACUGUUUUAA
Molecule: messenger RNA, 430 nt
Organism: Struthio camelus australis
Lineage: Eukaryota; Metazoa; Chordata; Aves; Struthioniformes; Struthionidae
Source: RefSeq, a predicted model, not a curated record